CCCCAAGGAAGGCGCAUUGUAUAGAAACACGACAAAAAUAUAAAGCAAAAAAUUUCUGUACUCAUAGUUGCAUGAUACUUUAUAUAUGACCAGUAGGAUUUACUUGCAGGAAAUAAUAUUAAGUAUUGGUAGUCAAAACUCCUCAAGAAUUAUUAGUUUAUAGCAUUCUUUCGUCAAACGUUUAAUACGAUGCACAUGGCUCAAAGAUUCGUUUUGUGUUUUCUUGCAAGCUUGCUUUGUGGAGCAUAUGCUGCAAAAUGGACAUCAAGGUUUAAGUAUUAUUCCCCUACAUAUGGCAAAAAUCUCGAAAUGCGAUGUGAAUCUACUGGUGAAUUCAGUGGAUUUUACUUCAAAAAAGAUGGAAGCAAAAUUGAAACCACUGAAAGUAUAACUGUCUCAUCAAGUGGUACUGUACAUACCCUAACUUUUAAAUCAAUUAAGGAGGAAGAUUUUGGGAAAUAUAUUUGCAGAGACUCAGCUGGUGAUGAUGAAGCAGAACUGGAAAUUAUAGCAACAAUACCAUCAAUAGCACAAUUUCAAAAGUUGACGAUUGGUAGGGAGGGUACUGUCAAUGCUGAAGUGUUCAUGAUGCCCCGAACAAAAAUUAAUUGGUACAAGUACAAUGAUGUUGCUGCCACUCUUAUCGCAUCUCUUGAUAAAGAAGGCAAUAUGGUAGCAACAGUUUUAGGAUCUGAGCGUUACAAAAUUGAUGUCAGGGGGUCGCUUAUUAUUAAAAAGGUCACUGCUGAAGAUGGUGGUUUAUAUACUGUUGGUGCACCUACGGAAGCUCAUGGAGAACCAAGGCAAAACACAUCUGUCGGAGUUGGAAAUGUGCCAACCAUCAAAGACUCUCCAAAAGAAACAUACACCAGCACAGAAUAUCAAGACCUUUUUAUUCCAUGUACUUGGAAUGAUGCAAGUGGUCUUUCAAAGUGGACAUUCUCUGGCAAAGAUGGUGACAAAGAACUUACAGAUGAAGUGCAAGUGUCUGGUUUGAAUCUCACUUCUGUCACACGUGACAAUGAAGGAAAUUACACAUGUUCUAUCACAAAUGACUUCGGUGAAGGAUCUGUGACAGUUGUUAUUACUCAAGUUAUAACUCCUGCUGCUAUCUCCUCAGUUUUUAAUGACACAUCUCAAGUAAUAGAUACCCCAGUAAAUAUCUCAUGUGAAGCAACUGGUCGCCCGGUUCCAACUGUAUCCAUUACAAAAGCAUCUAGUGCCAAAGCAGCAUCUGGGAAAGGAAGAGCUGUGUUAACAAUCAACCGUGUUGCUGUUUCUGAUAAAGGAAAAUACAUGUGUACUGCAGAUAAUGGUGCUACUACUGCAAAGGGGGCAUCAAUGGCUGUUACCAAGUCGAUGGAAAUGGAUGUUUUAACUCGUCCUGCUAUAGAUAAAGAUGCAACAACGGCGACACUCAAAUCUGCAGUUGGGUUAAAGUUUGUCAUUGAAUGUUCAGCAACAAGCAAUCCAGACCCUAAGGUAACAUUCAGUAAAAAUGGAACGGUUAUGGAUACAAAUUCAACGAAAAAAGAUGGUAUUGUAACCGCAGUUUAUGAAGUGAAAUCUGCAGUAAAAUCUGAUUUUGGUGAAUAUUUAUGUAUUGCUACCAAUCCACAUGGUAAUGCAAGUAAAAGAAUUAAAAUUGUUGAAGUUUUAAAACUUGAGGCUCCGACAGCAUUAUCACAGGAUGGGGAAUCUGGUCUUAAAUAUAUUGAUUUAACGUGGAAGCCAGUUAAGGGUGCUGAGAAAUAUGUGAUUUAUGUCAAUAACACGAAAACUAUGGAAACCACAAAGACUGCUGCUACUAUAAAAAACCUUCGUCGUAGCACAUAUUACAGUCUUACAGUUGCUACAGUUAAUAUGGCUGGUGAAGGAAAUGCAUCGAAACCUGAAAUUUUUAGAACUUCAGAUAUAAUUAAACCAAUUGCAGUUACUGGAUUUGAUGCAGUGUCAUUAAAUGCUCACUCAAUUGAAAUAAAAUGGGUAGCACCAAGUAACAUAAAAAAUCCUGGAAUUUUGCUUUACAAGUUAGAUUAUUGUGCAAUGGUAAACACUUCUGGAGUGAUCACUAAAGAAUGCUAUAGUAAUAAUUAUGAGAGUAGAGACUCUGCAUAUGAAUUGAAAGGUCUUAAACCUAACACUUUGUAUUUGAUAACUGUAACAGCUACGAAUCAAGGUGUGGUUGGUGAAGCUACAAACUAUACCAUCAGGACGCCAGCAGCUCCAACAGUAGCACCUUCUCCAGUUGAAAAGAAAGACGGUGGACUUGGUAACGCUGCUGUGGCUGGUAUAAUCAUCUGCAUCAUAUUAGUCAUCUUAGUGGUGGUGGAUUUGUUUUGUUGUUUUUUUAAUAACUGUGGUUUCUCUCAUUGUUGUUUUGAAACGUUUUGUGCGACUAAGGGAAAGAAGUAUGCACCUGCUGAUAGAGACGAAGAGGAAAUGGAGGAAAUGAAACCCAAAACGCAGGAAACAGUGUAGCAAGAACGGAAAGAAUUUAAACCAAUAUUUUUGCAAAGACUGAAUGUUAAGACAAAUGAGAAAGCAUGACUCAAAUGCAUUCAAAGAAACACGCAUGAAAAUGCCAGCAGUGCUAUCCACCGUGAUCUUCAAUUAAUAAAUAAAUAAAUAAAUCUUUCCUGAAAUUCAUUUUGUAAAUGUGUUUUUUAUGACAAAUUAGUUUGUGUGGCAUUAUUUUCUCGUUAAGACAAAGCUACAGUCUUUAAUUGAACUAAAUUCAGGAAAGGUUUAUUCUUGUAUUUUUCUAAAGAUAUUUAAUUUAUUUUCCUAGACAUUAGAUUAUUUCGACAUUUUUAUGCGACACUCUAGACUCUUUCAACAUUUUUUUCAAAAGUAUAUACUAUUUAAAAUCAAUUUUUUUAAAGUCUAAUUCACACAUAUGAAGCAAACGGAGGCACAGAUGCAGGUGCAUGCACAACGUAAUGUAUGACCAAUGUACGAGGCGAGAUAUCUUUUUAGCUUUUAGUUUGAGUGUUAAUUUUGACCAAGUUCCGUAUACUGUUGGAAACUGUGACAAGAUCUUCUAUGAUUAAUCUUAAUCAUUUGCAGUUAAUAAAAAAAUCUUUCGUUGAAUGCUUUCUUGUUUUGCGUUUUUGUGUGUGUAUGCUUCAAGUGUAAACCAGGCUAAAAUGAGUUCAGUAAUUUUAGAUUACCUUAAGUUGAUUGGUUAAAUUAAUUUUUACUUUACUUUUCUUGCCUUUGCUCUGGGAUGAGGAUGGUACGACAUGGUACAUUCGCGAAAUGCAUUUUUUUGUCCUCGCGAAAAUAAGUCAACUUAGGACAGGCAAGAGUUUAUAACUUGUUUUACGUUUCUGCAAAUUAUUAUCAGUGGUAGAUUUUUUUAAAUACUUUAAAUAUAUAUAUAUGAAAUUGUUGAUAUUAAUAUGAUUUUUAAGUUUACAAAAAGUGGAAAAGUGUAUUCUGCAUUUUAAUUUUUACCUUGAUUCAAUCUAACUUAUGAUCA
Molecule: messenger RNA, 3484 nt
Organism: Hydractinia symbiolongicarpus
Lineage: Eukaryota; Metazoa; Cnidaria; Hydrozoa; Anthoathecata; Hydractiniidae
Product: neural cell adhesion molecule 1-like
Exons: 11
Coding region: 190-2481 (763 amino acids)
Biological process (GO): cell adhesion; axon guidance
Cellular component (GO): plasma membrane
Molecular function (GO): protein binding
Source: RefSeq, a predicted model, not a curated record